This is a messenger RNA of Bombyx mandarina (wild silkworm), 1637 nucleotides long. It is a transcript of the gene Ald1, whose product is annotated as fructose-bisphosphate aldolase. NCBI's taxonomy places the organism in Eukaryota, Metazoa, Arthropoda, Insecta, Lepidoptera, Bombycidae. Gene Ontology annotation, biological process: glycolytic process. The record is from RefSeq and is a predicted model, not a curated record. Gene Ontology annotation, molecular function: fructose-bisphosphate aldolase activity.
GACCUUUUCGCGUGUCCUCUCGGCGACUUAUUAUUUUGCCAGCCCAGCAUUACUUGUGUAGUAGCGGAUCUGAAAAGUGCUAGUCUUUCGUGUUGUAAUUAAUACAAGAAUAAAAAAAUAAUCAACAAUGUCCACCUACUUUCAAUACCCAACUCCUGAGCUGCAGGAGGAGCUCAAGAAGAUCGCUCAAGCAAUUGUAGCUCCCGCAAAGGGUAUCCUGGCCGCUGACGAAUCCACCGGUACAAUGGGCAAGCGUUUGCAGGACAUCGGCGUGGAGAACACAGAGGAGAACCGUCGUCGUUAUCGCCAACUCCUAUUCAGCUCUGACGCUGUGCUCUCCGAGAACAUCUCCGGUGUGAUCCUGUUCCACGAGACCCUUUACCAGAAGGCUGACGAUGGAACGCCUCUGGUCUCCCUGCUGGAGAAGAAGGGCAUCAUCCCCGGCAUCAAGGUCGACAAGGGUGUCGUCCCGCUGUUCGGAUCCGAAGACGAAUGCACCACCCAGGGUCUGGACGACCUCGCCCAGCGCUGCGCCCAGUACAAGAAGGACGGCUGCCACUUCGCCAAGUGGCGUUGCGUGCUGAAGAUCGGCCGCAACACCCCCUCGUACCAAGCUAUCCAGGAAAACGCUAAUGUGCUCGCCCGCUACGCCUCCAUCUGUCAGAGCCAGCGCAUCGUGCCGAUUGUCGAGCCCGAAGUCUUACCUGAUGGCGAGCACGACCUGGACCGCGCCCAGAAGGUGACUGAGGUCGUUCUGGCCGCCGUGUACAAGGCGCUGAACGACCACCACGUGUACCUCGAGGGGACACUCCUCAAGCCCAACAUGGUGACGGCCGGUCAGUCGUGCAAGAAGACGUACACUCCCAACGACGUCGCGCGCGCCACCGUCACCGCCCUCCUCCGCACCGUGCCCGCCGCAGUCCCCGGAGUGACAUUCCUCUCCGGUGGCCAGUCCGAAGAGGAGGCCUCGGUGCAUCUGAACGCUAUCAACGCUGUGGACCUCAAGAGGCCCUGGGUUCUGACGUUCAGCUACGGGCGCGCCCUCCAGGCUUCGGUGCUCCGCGCCUGGGGAGGGAAGACCGAGAACAUUCUCGCCGGACAGCAGGAGCUGAUCAAGCGUGCUAAGGCCAACGGUCUCGCAGCAGUCGGCAAAUACGUUGCCGGCUCUAUUCCUUCGCUGGCCGCUUCUAAAUCGAACUUUGUCAAAUCUCACGCUUAUUAAAUGAGGACGAAUUGACUGAUUCUAACAUUUGUUUGUUAAUAAAAACCAAUAAAAAAAAAAGUUUCUUAAUUCAAGUCAAGUUUUGUAAGACUGUUAAGUAUUUGAUACGUAGGUAAAGAUAUAUUUUUAAUUGAACGCCAUCUAUGAUUGAUAUAAUGAAACUUUUUUUUUUUUUAAUACAUUCCUAAAAACAAUAAUUCGUCUAAGUCGUUCGAUGUAUAUUGUAUUUUAUUUUGAAUAUAUUUUUUUUAGUAAAUACGAUGCUUUAGUUUGGCUUGUGCAUUUUGUCUUGUACUGUAGCAUAGUAUUUCCGUAUGUAGUUUUCAGCACGUAAAAAAAUAACAUAUCGCAUAAUUUGUGUAUUAAUGUCACGUAAAUGCAUCUGUUUAUAUUCUAAUAAAGUAUUUGUUGUUGA